Messenger RNA from Agelaius phoeniceus (red-winged blackbird), 3279 nucleotides. It is a transcript of the gene DCAF6, whose product is annotated as DDB1 and CUL4 associated factor 6. The record is from RefSeq and is a predicted model, not a curated record. Gene Ontology annotation, cellular component: cytoplasm; Cul4-RING E3 ubiquitin ligase complex. Gene Ontology annotation, molecular function: protein binding. Lineage: Eukaryota; Metazoa; Chordata; Aves; Passeriformes; Icteridae. Gene Ontology annotation, biological process: positive regulation of transcription by RNA polymerase II.
GGCGGGCGCGGGGCGCGCGCGCGGGGGCCCGCUCGGCGGUUCCCAUGGUGAUCGCGCGCGCCCGGCCGGUCCCGGCGCACCCCCCCCGCUCGGCGCGCGCCGCUGCCGCCCGCGCGGGGCCAUGUCCCGCGGGCGCUGCCCACACCUGCUCUGGGACGUGCGCAAGCGGACCCUGGGGCUGGAGGAGCCCGGAUUGCUGCGCAGGCACUACCUCGGGAGAAGAGAAUUUAUCCAAAGAUUAAAACUUGAAGCAACCUUGAAUGUGCAUGAUGGAUGUGUGAAUACAAUUUGCUGGAAUGAUACAGGAGAAUAUAUCUUAUCUGGUUCAGAUGACACCAACCUGGUCAUUACUAAUCCCUACAGCAGAAAAGUUCUCACAACGAUUCGCUCAGGACACAGAGCCAAUAUUUUCAGUGCAAAGUUCCUGCCAUGCACCAAUGACAAACAGAUUGUUUCUUGUUCCGGAGACGGAGUCAUUUUCUACACGAAUGUUGAACAGGAUGCAGAGACCAACAGGCAAUGCCAGUACACCUGCCACUAUGGGACUACCUACGAGAUUAUGACAGUACCAAAUGAUCCCUACACUUUCCUCUCUUGUGGUGAGGAUGGCACUGUGAGAUGGUUUGAUACUCGCAUCAAAACAAGUUGCACAAAGGAAGAUUGUAAAGAUGAUAUUUUAAUAAACUGUCGUCGUGCUGCCACCUCUGUUGCUAUCUGUCCACCCAUCCCCUACUACCUGGCUGUAGGCUGUUCUGACAGCUCAGUGAGGAUCUAUGACAGGAGAAUGCUUGGCACAAGGGCAACAGGGAAUUAUGCUGGCCGGGGCACUGUUGGAAUGGUGGCACGUUUUGUCCCUCCUCAUCUCAACAACAAAUCCUGCAGGGUAACAUCCCUGUGUUACAGUGAAGAUGGCCAAGAGAUCCUUGUGAGCUACUCCUCAGAUUACAUUUACUUGUUUGAUCCCAAGGAUGACACAGCACGAGAACUUAAAGUCCCUUCUGCAGAAGAGAGAAGGGAAGAGUUACGUCAGCCUCCUGUUAAACGUCUGAGGCUCAGAGGGGAUUGGUCAGAUACUGGGCCAAGAGCAAGGCCUGAGAGUGAGAGAGAGAGAGAUGGGGAGCAGAGUCCCAAUGUCUCUCUGAUGCAGAGGAUGUCAGACAUGCUGUCAAGGUGGUUUGAAGAAGCCAGUGAAGUUGCACAGAGCAAUCGAGGACGGGGAAGAUCACGGUCCAGAGGUGGGACUAAUCGGACUGAUGCUCCUUCUACUAAUAACAUGGCACCUAGUAGAGAAUCAGAAACUGCAAUGGAAGUAGAUGGUUCUGAACAGCUUCCAUCAUCUUCCUCUUCUACCAUGUCAGCUCAAGCUCCUUCAACAUCAUCUUCGACUGAAAGUCCCCCUUCAACUUCAUUACUGUCCUCUCCUGAUAAUGAACAAAGGCCUUCUUUUGGGGCCUCAACUCAGCCUGUGCUGCAUCAGUCUGAGUUAAUGGGACCCGAGUUAGCAAUAAUCCGUAGGGGCCUGCAGCGACUGAGGCUUAAGAAGGCAGAGCAGCAGAGACAGCGAGAGCUGGCUGAGGGUUCUGCACAACAGCCCUCCUCUUCUGAGCAGCCCACCCCUAAGGGCUCCUCACAGGACCCUCAGGCAGCAGAUUCUCCUUCUUCAGUGGUUAACAAACAGCUUGGAUCCAUGUCACUUGAUGAGCCACAGGAGAGUGAUAAGCCACGAACAGGAACAGGUGAACCAGUUUUAAGUUUGCACUACAGUACAGAAGGAACGACUACAAGCACAAUAAAACUGGACUUCACUGAUGAGUGGAGUAGCAUAAAUUCAAGCUCUAGAGGGAGUGGAAGUCAUUGCAAAACUGAAGGCCAAGAAGACUCUGUAAAAACAAAAGCUUUGGAUGAAUCAGGGCCUGAUGGGGAAGAAACAAGGGUUCCUGAUGAAUCUCUCAAGGAAGAUGCAAGUGCUGAAGAGCUGAAAAAUACAGAUGAAGCUGCAGAGACAACAGAAGCAACAGUAUCAGAUGAACCUGCUUCUGAGCACUCCGGAAUUGAAGCAGAAAAAGCCGGUCCCAGUGCUGAUGCUGUCUGUGGGAACACAGAGGAGGAAGCCUCCUGUGAGCAGGGGGCACAGCAAGCCGUUUGCAGCCAGAGCAGUGACCCCAGUGGCACCAGCCCUCUGGCCAGCGAGGAGCCUCAGUCCCAGCCGGAAUCCUCGGGGCUGGCGGCUCCCGACGACGCCUCCACCAGGAGCUCGGCGCUGCAGGAAACCGACGACAGCGACGACGACCCUGUCCUCAUCCCCGGGGCCAGGUAUCGAGGAGGCCCUGGCCACAGACGAUCCGCUGUGGCCCGCAUCCAGGAGCUCUUCAGGAGGAGGAAGGAGAGGAAGGAGAUGGAGGAGCUGGAGACGCUGAACAUCAGGCGGCCCCUGAUAAAGAUGGUUUACAAAGGGCACCGCAACUCCCGCACCAUGAUAAAGGAAGCCAACUUUUGGGGAUCCAACUUUGUCAUGAGUGGCUCAGACUGUGGCCACAUUUUCAUCUGGGACCGCCACACUGCUGAGCACCUCAUGCUGCUGGAGGCUGACAACCACGUGGUGAACUGCCUGCAGCCUCACCCCUUUGAUCCCAUUCUGGCCUCUUCGGGUAUUGAUUAUGAUAUAAAAAUUUGGUCACCACUGGAAGAAUCCAAGAUUUUUAACAGAAAACUUGCAGAUGAGGUUAUAACUCGUAAUGAAUUAAUGCUGGAAGAGACCAGAAACACCAUCACUGUUCCAGCUUCCUUCAUGCUCCGAAUGUUGGCUUCGUUGAAUCACAUAAGAGCAGACCGAUUGGAAGGUGACAGAUCAGAAGGAUCUGGCCAGGAAAAUGAAAAUGAAGAUGAAGAGUAACCAACAGUUGUGUGUGAGCACCUGGAAGUCAAUGAAAUUUGUAUAAGACAUUAAUUAUAUUUUUCCUUACAGAGCUUUAGUGCAAUUCUGAGGUAUUGCUUUUGGAUAACCUAACCUUUUUUUUUUUUUUUUUUGAAUGACUGUGUGCAUGACUUGGGGAGAGUGUGCAAGUUAAAAUAAACAAAAAUGUUUUUAAAAUGUUUUGCCAUGUAUGAGGGGUGCUAGAAGAUGCCAAGUGCAAUAUUUUCCUUAAACAGCAAAUGUGAGAGCUUGGAUCAAUGUUUUAAAGUAACUUUCAUGAUAGUAAAAACGUUGGUUCAAAUAAAUUUCUAUACCUGCUGUUUGCAUGUUUGUUGCUUUCUAAUUAAAAGAUUUGGUUGUUUUAA